Messenger RNA from Lucilia sericata (common green bottle fly), 1551 nucleotides. RefSeq names its product B-cell lymphoma 6 protein homolog (gene nerfin-1). Gene Ontology annotation, biological process: neuron differentiation; negative regulation of transcription by RNA polymerase II; regulation of cell cycle process. Lineage: Eukaryota; Metazoa; Arthropoda; Insecta; Diptera; Calliphoridae. The transcript has a single exon. Gene Ontology annotation, molecular function: DNA-binding transcription repressor activity, RNA polymerase II-specific; RNA polymerase II cis-regulatory region sequence-specific DNA binding. The record is from RefSeq and is a predicted model, not a curated record. The coding region runs from base 14 to 1513 and encodes 499 amino acids. Gene Ontology annotation, cellular component: nucleus; transcription repressor complex.
UUCUAUAGGAGGCAUGCCUCAUGGUUUGGGUUUGCUGACCACAGUGGCUUCGCUGCCACCCAAAUAUCGCAGUCGUUAUUUGAAUAUUAAAACUAAAUGUGAAAUUCCAUUGGAUUUGUCUAGAAAAUCUAUGUCGCCUCAAUUGGAAUGUGAAGUGCCCAUGGCGGCCAAUUUCACCGAGAUUUAUACUGAACCCUGCAGUGAUACUGCUUCCCAGGCAAGUGAUGAAAUCAUCGAUGAAUUGGUACAACAAUGUCAAAUGAUCGGUGAGGGUGAGAAUGCUGUUAACACUAACAGUGCAGCAACCAACACCACCACUACUACAGCUACCAUCACCAUAACACAGCAACAACAUAAUAAGCCCAUAACCCCACCCUUGACACCCACUAAAAAGAGAAAAUUCUCAGAAACCAGUUCAGAAGCUGAAAGCGAUAGCAAAGAGAAUCAACAAUCCAAAAUCUAUAAGAUUGACAACAAUAAUAAUAAACCACAACCUUUGGUAGAAAAUACCCCAGCUAAACCUAUUAAAGUUUCGGAUACAGCACCCAAAACAGGCAAAAAUCAGACUUCAACAGCCGCAAACAGCACAAAAAAUAAUCGCAGCAAUAAGGCCACUAGAAAACUUAAAUUCGAUGAAGAAACUUCUUCACCAGUAUCGGGUACCAUUAUACGCCCCCUAGAAGACAUCACCGAUGGCAGCAUGCAGUAUAGCAAUGGUGAUAUUGAUCCCAAAUACAAUAUCGUAGAAAUAACCGAAGAAACUAAAGCCGAAUUGGCUGCCAUUAAAAAUGUUAUAGGUGAUUAUGUGUGCAAAUUGUGUCGCAUUAAAUUUGAUGAUGCUUUCGGUUUGGCCCAACAUCGUUGUGCCUGUAUUGUACUACUCGAAUAUCGUUGUCCCGAAUGUGGCAAACAAUUUAAUUGUCCUGCUAAUUUGGCUUCUCAUCGGCGUUGGCAUAAGCCACGUAAAGAUGGCACAGUGGCAACUAUAGGUUCCGGUUCCACACAAUCUAAUAAAAAAGAGAAUAAGGAACAGAAAUCGAGUAAAAAAUCGGAGGAUUCUGAAACUAUAUAUAAUUGUCAAGACUGUGGCAAGAAAUUCAAACGUCAGGCUUAUCUCAAAAAACAUCAAUUGACACAUCAGCCAAAAGCUGCAGCAGUACAACAAGAAGAAAAAUCCGAAGAUACUCAGAAUACUACAACAACUUCAUCGGCCAACUGCUCACCCAUACACCAGCAACAACCAGUAACCACCAUAGCACAAAUCACCACCUCCCCCUUAACAACUAAAGAGCCUGAAGUUUUAUAUAAUACCCAUCAAACGCAACAACCCCCUCUAUACGAUGAUCAAGAUGAAACUAUGUCGGAUUAUAGCUCUACCUCGUCAUCGCAAGGCUAUGGACGUUUGCAAAUCAUAGAGACCGGUUUAACCGAAGAAGAGAAUAUAGCAGCGGCCGCUUUAACCAAUUUACGUAAUUGUGCCUCCGUUAUACAACACACCACUUUGGCCCAUUAGGGAGUAACAAUUUAAACCAGGUAAUUUAGUAAUGAUUA